ACCCGGCGCACCAGCGGGACAGUCCGGCUGUACCACCGGCUCUCUCCGACCCGACAAACUGAAAAUACAUAUUUCUGUUGGAAAGAUAAUUAAACCGGAGUCAACCGCUGUCUCUUUCUUUGUGCGGAAGCUUCCUGAGGAAUCAGUUUGACUGAACCACUGGACCAGACUCAGCCAAGCCUUGUCCAGAGAGAAGCACCCAUCUGGGGGUAACGGAGAGGAUGAAGGAUUAGGGGAUAAUCCAAGAUGGUUCCAUGGUGCGACCACAGAACCGUUUGCAGCUGGACUCGGACCUAUUUCUGAGCUCAUGUCGACAAAGCCAAAGCCCAAAGCAAGUGGGGGAAACCAGGCGACCUGACCACACUCCAACUGGCUCGGCUGCUUCCAGGAACACAACUGCAUAGUGUUCUCCUCAAUUUAUGUCCGUUUAAUUCCGCCAGCUAUGCAUAACAACAAGCUACAAAGAGUGGGACAAAUUUUGGCUUGCACAUGAUAAACAGAGAUAAUAUUCCAGUGAACUAUUUGGCUCUGCAAGGCCUGGAGUUCAACUUUUCAGCCGUAGAAAUUACACGGUUUCAAGAUCUUGGAAUAACCUUUGAGAGUUUGAUUUUGGCAUAAGUCUAAGAGGAGAAAAAUUGAAGUUUUGUAGUUCAGUUUUGCCAUUCAGUGGGAUUAAAGGCAAUUUCAGACGUUGUUUGAAGUCUAUUUUAAAGAAAUACAAGCCAUUCACCUUCUGUGACCAUGAAUCUUCAGGAAAAGCUCUCAGGCCUAAAAGGUCUGGUCUCUCAUAGCAAGCGCCGCUUUAAAGGCGACCUCACGGUGGAAAUGAUCAGCCCCCCUCUGGGUGACUUCCGCCACACCAUGCACGUCGGCCGGGGCGGCGAUGUGUUCGGGGACACCUCCUUCCUCAGCAACCAUGGCGGGACAGCCAACGGGAACAACGCGGAAACGGAUUCUAUCUCCAGCCCCGACAACAAGAUCGGCGCGUUCUUCUCCAGGACAAUCCGUCAGAUCAGGAGGGGCUCAGACAACCAACCCAAAGAAGGACCUAAGGAGCUGUCACCUCCGCCCCCCGCCGUUUCUCCAAUAAUCAAGAACGCCAUCUCCCUUCCCAGGCUGGAUGUGGAUAUGCCCAAUGGGAGUCCAACCACCAAGGUGCUCUUCCCCAGUUCUCAAAGCACACCAGAGGAAAAGAAAAGCUCUUAUGGUUUGGAGUCUGGCUUCGUCACUCUGCCUCGCCUCUCUCGCUCUGAGCGUCAGCAGCCCUCCAUCUCCCUCCCCACCUCCUGCCCCCCUGGCAUCCACCGUGGCUCUCUGACCGACCCUACCGAUGCCAUCUUGUCCACCUGCUCUGCUUCAAUUGUGACCUCUGAGCCCAUAAAAACCACAGCCACCACAGCCUUCUCUGACUCACUUCCCUCCCUCACCUCCCUGGACACCUUCACCUUUGACCUCGGCCCCUCCCUCAUGAGCGAGGUUUUCGGGCUAAUCGACUGCCACCCAGAGGAGCACAGCCAUGCCUGGGAGGGAGAAGAAGUGGGGUCAGCGUGCGGGUUGACCAAUGACGGAUCGGAGAUGGACUCUGCCACUAUCUCAUACGUGGAUUCCCUGCUGAAGGAGGACUGCGGGGGAAGGAAGAGCCCGCACGGGGCCGAAUGGGAUGAUGAAGGGGGUAGCGGGAUGGAGGUGAACGGAGUUGGGCUUUCUGUUAAAGUACCUGAUGUAGUGAUGGGUUCUCCUGAACGGGUGAGGUUAGGGAUGGGGAUGGAGAGCGAGCGGUUCCAGAGCGCCACAGAUGUGCUCGCACGCCAUUAUGGGGUCAGCAGCCCCUUAAAGGGACAGAGCAGGAUGGAGGCUGCUGAUUCAGAGAGGAUGAUCAUCAGCCAGCCACAGAAGAAAAUGUCCUACAGUUACAUGGAUGAUGAAGAUGAAAUCAAAGUCUGAACUGAGGGAAAUCGAGUUUUGACACUUAACUAAAAAAUAUUUUUCUGAUGUAUGAUUCCUCUUUAAUUCCAAUCAAUCAUCUAAAAUCUUAGUAUGGACAAUGAGGCCGGCUCGGUGGAUUGUUUUUUUUUUUGAUGCAAUGACGCUGCAAGGAAGUACAGUUCUAAUGCAUACCUGUUUCUGAAUGUAUCUAAAAGAAAUGAAAGACUUUCAAGCUCAGCAGGAAAAAAGCAUACCGCUUUUUUUUUUCUUUUAAACAAAAAGGUUAUGACUUGUGAGGAUGUGGUCAGAUUGCAUGACUCUCAAUGGAAAUACCAACAUUACUCAAUGUAGAAGUUGUAAAGCAUGCCAUUCACUUUAAACAUUACACACUUCCUUGAAAGGAAAAGAUUUACAGUGUGAGUCCAGGUCACUUAAGAGAAAACGAAGAGGAUGUGGGGAUUUAACAAAAAAAAAAAAAAAGAAGUAAUCCAACUCCAACGCUUUGGGCAUCACUACAAUCUCUUGUCAAACUUUUCGCUCAGGAAUACACUACCAAGAAAGAAAAAGGGAAGAUUACUAACGAGAGAUCUGGAAUCUCAGGAUUUGUGACACAACCGCUUCGUAGGAUAAGCCAGGAAAAUGCAAACAUCUCAGUUAUUGAACUUCCACGGACUGAGGGAAUACGACAAGUCAUACUGGUAUUUGCUAGUUGCAACUAAAGGCUGAACCAUAUAAAUGUUUAUUUUAUGCUGCAGACCUUCUAUAUAAAUACUCUGUGCACCUUUUAUGAUUAUGAAGUCCGACUCCUGUAUGGCUUUUUAUAGAAGAAUCCUCAUUUAUAUGUCCUUUUAUACAAAUGUACAUAAAGAUAUCAACUGACCUCCUAUAAAUAUGCACCUUCAGUACAUAGUGCAGUUCACAUUCAUAUGCUGCAGUCAAUACCAAUGAUAUACUAUGAUGUUAUAAAUUGACAAUAAAUAUGUUUUUAAUUA
Scomber japonicus (chub mackerel) is the source of this 2918-nucleotide messenger RNA. RefSeq names its product CDC42 effector protein (Rho GTPase binding) 1a (gene cdc42ep1a). Lineage: Eukaryota; Metazoa; Chordata; Actinopteri; Scombriformes; Scombridae. Bases 742 to 1944 code for a protein of 400 amino acids. The record is from RefSeq and is a predicted model, not a curated record. The transcript has 4 exons.